ACAGCGGGGGACUGCCAGCAGAGCGUUAAUACAAACAGAAGCGCUAACUACCUUUGAAAAUUCUAUAUAGUUCUAAUAAUUGCAACAACAACAACAAAUACAUAUAUAAAUAAAGCAACUGGCGAGUUUUAUUUGGCCGAGCAGUCCCGAGAAUAAAGUUGGUCUCCUUCAUUUUUCUUUCAAACAUGAACUUUUUAGCAUUUAGUAACAUUUUGACCUGUGUCAUCUUAUGUCAAAAUAUUGGACGAUACUCAGUAAACGCCGGGAUCUGCUGGCUGCAGCAAGGACGCGAUCAGAAGUGCGCGGUGAUACUGAACACGGAGGUGUCCCGCGAGGAGUGCUGCGGGAACGGCAGUUUGGAGACGGCCUGGUCCAACUACACCCUCUCCAUCAACAAGAUCAGCCUCAUGGGCUUUCUGGGGAUGGUCACAUGCAAGCCCUGCAAAGAAACCUGCGACGAUGUGUACUGCGGGCCCAGCAAGGUGUGCAGAAUGAAGCAGGGGCGCCCCCACUGCGCAUGCGCCCCGGACUGCUCCCACAUCAACCACAGGCAGCCGGUGUGCGGCGGGGACGGCAACACUUACCGGGAUGAGUGCGCCCUGCUGCUGGCUCGAUGCAGGGGUCACCCCGACCUGGUUGUCAUGUACCAGGGAGAAUGCAAGAAGUCCUGCUCCCACGUGGUGUGUCCUGGCACCCACACCUGUGUCACGGAUCAGACAGAGAGCGCUCACUGCGUGAUGUGCCGCACCGCACUGUGCCCUGUCCCCAUGGCCGGUGGGCAGUCCAUCUGCGGAAACAACAAUGUCACCUACCCCAGCGCCUGCCACCUCCGGAGAGCAACCUGCUUCCAGGGGCGCUCCAUCGGAGUCCGACACUCCGGGCACUGCACACAUUUCUACAAGCAUGCUGAGGAGAAUUGGGGCAGCCAUGAGAACACAGUGUGAGCCCCUCCGUUUCCGGAGGCUGCAGCAGCAUUUCUUCACUCUCUGAUUUAGGCACAGCCGGAGGGGAAACCCGACAGGAACAAACGCAAGCCAACAGAAGCAGAAGCAACACUAGGUCCAGGUUCACAACUGUACGAAAGGGUUAUAAUUCGGAAGAAAACGUAACUCACACACACACACACACACACACACACGCAUGCAACUCAGAAAUGCUGGUAAUCAAAGUAAGACGAGGAUCAGAACACUGUUCUGGUUCUUUUAUGGACGCUAUAUCUGACAGUUUUGAAGAGGGGCAGGGCAGGGGUUCAGCGGGAGGGCACUGUUGUGUGCCCGAUGGGGUUUGGGGGGGAGGGGUGAUUUCCCAUUUAAAUUACACACUUUUCCCAUCAUACUAGGAAUUUGCAGAGCAUUUUAUGAAAUCAAGUGUUCCACUCAAAACAACACAUGCAGCCAUUUUUUUUUUACUCAUGCCCUUGUGUUCUACAACAACGCAAUUGUGCUGAUAAUGUCCUGCUCUGGUGUGUCCCUAAUUUACGUUUAUACUUUUGGUUCUAGACUGGCGACAAUCAUUCUAAAUAGACAUCCAGCUACUGUAGAUGGGCUCUGCUACAGGGGCUUGGGGUUAGGAGUGUAUCUCUGAAUGCUUUCUUUACAUGACACAUAGUGUCAUCAUAGAGGUCAGCAUCGUUUGUAUCUUGAUACAACAGCAAAAGCAAAGCGUAGCUCAGUGUAGCUCACCAAGUGGUUCUUGAGUGAAGUGUUUUACAGCUGGUAGGAAUACAUACUCCACCUGACUCAUUUAACGUUUGUCUUUUAACAAAAGUCUGUCAUUAACUGAUCAUUUGAUUUUAUUAUGCAUCAUACAAGCAGCCCAUCAGGACCGUCACACCGUGAUUCAUUUCAUAUCGUGAUACGCAUCAUAUCGUGACGUUAGUGUACAAUUAGUCCCCUGCUGGUUUAAACAUUAGAGAACAUUACAGACUGCAUUACACAAGGGGCAUUAUGUGAAUAUUGUAAAUAAGUGUCCCCAGAUAUUUAUUGGAGCAAAAGGUAUAUAAAGAAAAGAAAAAACAAAAAAAAGUUUUAUUUAUAUAUUUUAGUUUUUCACGUCAUCUACUGCUACCUUCAGAGAUGUAUUUAUUGUGAAGUGUUUCAGUAAAGGGUUCUGGCGUUUUUAUGCCUGUGAAGGUCAUGCUGCUUGUAAAGUAGGUCAGCUGGUAUUAAUCAAGGGAUGCCAGGAAUUAGCUGUUGGUUUAUAGAAAGAAAAUAUAUAAUAUUAAUAUAUUUUCAAGUUAUGUAAUGUACAUGUGUUUAAUAUGUAUGCCAUCUAAUUGACAGUAAACUUAAUAGAAAUUCCAUUUUCCUGGUUGUAGCUGAAGUUAUACAUUGCUAUACAUUUUGAAGACAUUGAGAAAGAUUUCUAGUUGAAACAUUUGUCAUUGAAGUUUAUUUUAGUAUUUCUAAAUAAUCCACAAUAAACUGAACACUUACAAAAUACUGUCUUAGUGUUUACAGCUCCUAUAACAGUUUAGCACAGUAGAUUUGCAUGUUUUCCAUUAUUUUCCCUAUAGUUAUAAUCCCAUUUACCAUAGUUGGCCAUGCUUUUAAUAUACUUUACCAUAGCUCUCUGGCCUGAACUUUCAUUAUCCUCCAUUACACUUUGCUAUGCUUUUUGUAUUAUUAUUAUUAUUAUUAUUAUUAUUUAGCAGACGCUUGUAUCCAAAGCAGUUUCCAGAGAUUUAGGGGUGAACGAUGCGUCCCAACUGCUGCUACAGAGUCACUUUCAAAAGGACCUCGGCUUUACAUCUAAACCGAAAGACGGAGCACAAGGAGGUUAAGUGACUUGCUCAGCGUCACACAGAGAGAGCCAGUGGCUGAACUGGGAUUGAACCCGGAACAUCCUGGUAACAAGCCCCUUUCUUUUACCACCGGACUACUAUGGGAAACUUCAGGAAAAUCAGCUCCUUUUAAUGUGAAUCUCUGGAUAUAAUAGCAUAGCGUGGAUAUUAUCAGGACACGGUCCUGCUUUAAGGACUAAAAGCCAAAGAAUACGAACACAAUGGCUGAAUUCCCCAGUGUCUGCGAGUCUCGCUCGGGCAUGCCAGGGUCAGUUCUUUAGAAUUAUGCUGGUAUAAUCUGUAGUCUCUGGAGGGAGAGCCCAGACAAAAUAACAUUGUAUUCCCUGCUCCAAUAGAACACACAAUACAGCAUGAAAAAGACAACGUGAACAAAGAAAUUGUGAAAUGAAUAUGUCCUCCCUGAAGACAUGCAAACUGAAUUGUUUUCACCAACGCAUGGUGCUUAGUUUAGCACAGGUGGCUGGAAGCUCACUUUAUUGAAAAAAAGCAGCCUCCAAUUUUUUUAGCUGGUUAUACUGUACCAGGGGACUGUCUGUUUCAGAUGAUCACAAAGACAGUGGCCACCUCUCUGUCUCUAUAUGUUAAAAAUGUUAUUCUGUAAAGGGGAAUAAAACCAAUCUCUAUUUCCACUUUUGCUUGUAAAGCAAACCUAAUUUGAGACACAUACAGCUACACACAGAUUUGGUAAAUUAACACUAUUUGAAUGCUUGGUUUGAAUAUC
Polyodon spathula (Mississippi paddlefish) is the source of this 3524-nucleotide messenger RNA. It is a transcript of the gene fstl3, whose product is annotated as follistatin-like 3 (secreted glycoprotein). Gene Ontology annotation, molecular function: activin binding; protein binding. Gene Ontology annotation, biological process: multicellular organism development; regulation of BMP signaling pathway; negative regulation of activin receptor signaling pathway. The record is from RefSeq and is a predicted model, not a curated record. The coding region runs from base 186 to 944 and encodes 252 amino acids. NCBI's taxonomy places the organism in Eukaryota, Metazoa, Chordata, Actinopteri, Acipenseriformes, Polyodontidae. The transcript is spliced from 5 exons.